AUGAACACGCUCGAUAAAGGGAAAAGUUUCAAAUUGCAGAUGUCGUCAAUGGUAGACAAAGUACGCCGCGGUGUAGCAAAAACAAUACAGGCAGCUUCGGAAGGUGAAGCAUUUGAUACAUUACCAGAUUGUGACAUUCUUGGGAUAACUGAUCGAUUCGCUAUUAAGAUUUUACCCUCUGAUGAUGUAAAGCCUUCUGCAUCGGGCUUCGCACCAAUCCAUCUUGUGAUUAAAGCCAAAAAAGGUAGCCGUCAAACUGUUUAUAAUUGUGAAAUGAUUGCUGCUCAAGGAAUUAUAGUUAAAACAUUACGUGGCAAUACUGUCAUGGAAAUACGACUUCCAGAUAGUUCUCAAAAUUCUGUGGGUAAAAUUUUGCAUCCUGCUGGGUCAACACUAUAUAAGGUUGAACAAGUAAAAUCUCAAUCAUUUGGUCAAAGAUUUGUGAUUUCAAAAUUUGGUGUACCAUUCCUAAAUGUUGUCAAUACACCAAUUACACAAAUUUUUGGAUCAUUUAGCAGUAUAUUGCGUUAUUUCUACCUCAUUAAUGCUGAUCAGGCACUGGAAUUUUUCAAUUUAAACAAUGAAAGAAUAGGUUUUCUCAGGCCUUCAUACUUUUCAACGGCUAAAUCUAUCAUUAUUAAUUACAGUGAUGAAGCAACAGCAGUACAAGAACGAGCUGCAAUGCUAGGCACAAGCAUACUGUUUCUAAUUGUUGCUGUUCGACCGGAAUACGGUGCAAUGCUUCAGAAUACAUUGCACUAA
Acanthocheilonema viteae is the source of this 762-nucleotide messenger RNA. The record is from the annotation of a GenBank genome assembly. NCBI's taxonomy places the organism in Eukaryota, Metazoa, Nematoda, Chromadorea, Rhabditida, Onchocercidae.